AUGUCCACAACCACCCUCGAACAAGCCAUCCACGCCCAAACCCCAAUAAUCCUCGACGGCGCCCUAGCAACCUAUCUCGAAACCCUAGGCGCCGACAUAAGCGGCGCCCUCUGGUCCGCCGACAUCCUGCUCAAAAACCCGUCGCUCAUCAAACAAGCCCACCUGGACUACUACCGCGCAGGCGCGCAAAUCGCAAUCACUGCAUCCUACCAGGCCUCGCUGCCAGGGCUCGUGCAGCAUCUCGGGCCCGGGACGGUGGGCGAAGACGAGGUCAAGGAGGUGGUGAGGACGAGUGUGAGAUUGGCGCAGCAGGCGAGGGACGAGUAUGUUGCUGAGAGGACGAGGGAGGGUGCUGGCGAGACCUCGACACCGCCACCACAACUCUGGGUCGCAGGCAGCGUAGGCCCCUACGGCGCCUUCCUCGCCAACGGCUCCGAAUACCGCGGCGACUACGAGCUCCCCAUCCCAGCCAUGCAAGCCUUCCACCGCGGCCGCAUCGCCGCCCUCGUCUCCGCCGGCGCCGACAUCCUCGCCCUCGAAACGAUCCCAUCAAAGCAAGAAACGAUUGCGCUGCUCGACCUGCUGCGCCACGAAUUCCCCACCACAAAAGCCUGGUUCACAUUUACGCUGGCCGGGCCCGACGCCAUCGCCGACGGCACCCCGCUGGCCGAGCUGGUUCCGCUGUUCAGGCACGAGGCGCAGGUGCUCGCGCUGGGCUUCAAUUGCGUGCCGGAUGGGGUGGGGCUUGCGGCUGUCAAGGUGCUGAAGACGGUGUUGCUGGAGCAGGGUAUGGCGCGUGUGGGUACCGUCAUGUAUCCGAAUUCGGGCGAGUUGUGGAAUGCGCGGGCGAGGGAGUGGGAGGGGAGCAGGACCGAGGGCGGGUUGUUGGGGGAGAAGACGAGGGAGUGGUAUGCGGCUGGCGCGAGGCUGAUAGGGGGUUGUUGUCGGACGACGCCGGGGGAUAUAGGCGUCAUGAGGGAGGCGUUGGAGGGGUUUAGGUGA
Messenger RNA from Plenodomus lingam JN3, 1002 nucleotides. RefSeq lists its product as uncharacterized. The record is from RefSeq and is a predicted model, not a curated record. Gene Ontology annotation, molecular function: zinc ion binding; S-adenosylmethionine-homocysteine S-methyltransferase activity. Lineage: Eukaryota; Fungi; Ascomycota; Dothideomycetes; Pleosporales; Leptosphaeriaceae. Gene Ontology annotation, biological process: S-methylmethionine cycle.